UUGUUUAGGGCUCCAAACAAGAUGGCCGCGAUGUGUCAACCGUGAUAAUUCUGAGUCGAUAUUUUUUUUGAUAACAAUAAUAUUUAAGAGUUCUGGACAGAAAUGGGUUUAUCUCAGAGCUCAGAAGCAUCCGAGGGAGGGACGUAUGGGUAUCAUGUUCACGGGGUGCAGCCAAAUUCCCCUGCAGAAAAUGCUGGACUGCAGCCCUUCUUUGACUUCAUUCUGUCUCUUGACUACAAAAGACUCAAUGAGGAAAAUGACCUGUUGAAGGAGAUCCUGAAAGCCAACAUGGAGAAAGUGGUGAAGAUGGAAGUGUACAGCACUAAGACCACAUCAGUUCGUGAGCUGGAGGUGGUGCCCAGCAACAUGUGGGGAGGUCAGGGUCUGCUGGGGGCCAGUGUUCGCUUCUGCAGCUACCAAGGAGCCAAUGAGAACGUUUGGCACGUCCUGGAUGUGGAACCCAGUUCACCUGCUGCUUUGGCAGGGCUUCAGCCUCAUUGUGACUACAUUGUUGGAGCAGACCAGGUGCUGCAAGAUUCUGAAGACUUCUUCUCGCUGAUUGAAGCUCAUGAAGGGAAACCCCUAAAGCUGCUGGUGUACAACACACAAACAGAUGUGUGCAGGGAGGUGGUGGUGACACCCAACGGAGCGUGGGGGGGAGAGGGCAGUUUGGGUUGCGGCAUUGGUUACGGCUACCUGCACCGAAUCCCUGCAAAUCCUGAAGUAUCGACAGUGAAGCCUCCCAGCCCAGUUCCUGAGGAGAAACCCUCUCCUCCAGAGCUGCCUACACAUGGAUACACAGAGACACCUCUGAUGGCAGCUUCAAGCCAAAGUGAAGAUUUGUUGGACCUGGAGCAGGUCACCCUCGAGGAGGCCGCUCUACCUCCACCCAUCCGGAGAGUCAUGGACCCCGGGUUUUCUGAUUCUGAAGUAGCAGCGAUGAGCCCUGAUCCUGCAGAUUUGGUGGACAGGCUGGAACUGUCCAUGUCUUCCAUCGACAUGACCAACACUUCACUGGCCAUGCAUGAGGAGAAGGACAGUGAAAUAUCUGGUGUUGAGGAGCUGGAGGACAGCGUUCUGCUCUCAUCAUCAGCUGAGAACCAGACUGAGCCACAAGAGCCGAGCUCCCUGGCAGUCAUGGACCACACUCUGGCUUCCACUGAGACUCUGUUUGAUUCAGGUGUCGCACCAGCUGAACCAUCUGACCUGAUCACUGAGUCCUCAGACCUACACAGAUUCCACCUUGAACCCAGCAAUAGCCAAAGUCCACCUCCGGGUGACACGUCUCUUCCUGUAGAGUCUCUCGACCCUCCAGCUGAGCUUUCUGAGCCAGCAGAAGACCUUCGCUGCCCAUCUCCUGUUGAUCUCAUCCCACAUCCAACCUCAGCUACCGAUGAGUCAACCGCACAAGAUUCUCCUUCUCAAGUUGUCGAGGAAGCUCAGGGUUCAGUGGAGGAAUCUGCAGAGCCUCUAGAUGAGUCUGUUGCUCACCAGUGUGACCACGAGCACGAUGAGGAUGAGCCAGAGGAGGAACCAGACAAAUCCCAUUUUGAGUAAGCUUGCAUCAGGACAUUCAGGAAGACGAAAAGUAAAGUUGACAAUCACUGAUAAUUAGUGUUAAAGAAACACUACAUAGGAUAGACACAAGAGGAAAUGUGCCCUGUCUGAUUUGAUCUUGCUAGUCUGUCUUACAUGGUUGCAUUAUGGGAUUAGUCACACUACAGAGACUAGUUACAGCAUUAACAUGGAACAAGAAAAAUACUUCAGGCGCUGUAGUAACAUCCUGUUCAUUUUGUAUGUGAGAAUUUACAGUUACUGAUUAUCCGUGAGCCAAAAAGGUCAGAAUGAUUUUGGUGCUUGGCGCAAAAUUACAUUUAUACGGGUAAUUAGGUUUUGUUUCUGGUACACUAAUGUGAUAAAUACUUGAACACUUCCAAAGAAAAAUACUUGCAUUUAGUACUGCAAAGCACUAGCUGCACCUUUGUACCCCGAACACUACUGCAGUUUUUGAAGCUAUUAGACUGUUGGCAGUUUUAAAUGAGUUGUUGUCUUUGCAGCGCUGAAGUUUUAUGUCAUUUUAAGUGUUUGAUGAUAACCCAAAUAAUUCUAAAAUGCAGGGCACAGUAGUUUAUGUGCCCUGUAUUGGAUUUCAAAAGGGCUUUUGCUGUGGAAUGAGGGAAAUAUUUGUCAAAUUGUACUGAAUUAACCCUAAUACUGUCCUCAUUUACAGGCACCAAAAGUAUCGUUUCCUUGUCUGUAAAAAAUCCCAAAAUUCAGCAAAAAAAUUCCCCAAAUUUUGGGAAAUUUGCAAAACCUUCAGGAAGAAAAUUCCAAUAAUUAAAAUGUUUUAUUUUUAAAAAAUCCCCCAAAUUUGGCAAGAAAAUUAUUGUAAAUGUUUUCUAAAAAUGUUUAAAAAAAUCCUAAAAAUAAGUGAUUAUAUAUAUAUCUGUAAAACCUGUAAUAUUUUCUUUAAGAACAUUCACAUAAAAUUUUUUGUGAAUGUUCUUAAAGAAACAUUUUUUAACAUUUCUUUUAUUCCACCAAAAAAUGUUCAGUGAUUUCCCAAAAAUGUUGAAAAUGUGGACAUCAGAAGAUUCACUGUGAAAAUAGAUUUUUUUCUCCACAUUUUCAAACUUUAAAACGGGUCAAUUUUGACCCGCAGGACAACAGGAGGGUUAAAAUGGUCAGUACAUGUUUAUACACCAGAUUCGGUGAGGUCAGCAUGUUUUCAACACUGUUUUUAUCUAUAUUUUUUUUCCAGCAUUGUAGAUUGUGAUAUUUUUACUGCUGUAUAGCUAGAUUUAUGUCCCCAUGUCUCUUCAACGUAAUCUUGCCCCUUGUAAUUUCUGUGAUCUAUGCAACACUAGACGAGUGUAAAUCCAAUAGAGGACACGCAUUUGAUAAAUGUAAGAAGUCUGGUAACAUAGUGAGAUUUUGGAUGAGUUAAUUGUUGUUCUUUUUAGGGGGUGUCUUAAAUGUUUCUUAUUGUCAAAGUAGGUGCUCGUGUGUAAAAUAAUGAAAAGUAUUUUUGCAGAUAUUUUAUCAAUGAAUUGUAUGUUUUAUUAGGAAUGAGUGCAGAGUCUUUUGAUGAACGUGAAAUGGGUGAAUCUUUGAUGGUUAAACAAUUAUAUCACUUAAAAAAAAAAAAAGUCCCUUGUUUUUGUUAUUUCACACUCAUCAGCAAUGUUCCCUCUAAUUUUUCCUGAGUCUGAGCAAACACACAAACUCCCUGAGCGUCCCUUGGACCACUGUGAGCAACAUCAGACGUGUGCACUGUGGUCACACCAGCAUCACAUCCAUUCAAGUUACAUGGUUCAUUAAAAGAAUCAAAUUACA
Messenger RNA from Amphiprion ocellaris (clown anemonefish), 3336 nucleotides. RefSeq names its product golgi reassembly stacking protein 1a (gene gorasp1a). Lineage: Eukaryota; Metazoa; Chordata; Actinopteri; Pomacentridae. Gene Ontology annotation, cellular component: Golgi apparatus. The transcript has 9 exons. The coding region runs from base 103 to 1557 and encodes 484 amino acids. Gene Ontology annotation, molecular function: protein binding. Gene Ontology annotation, biological process: Golgi organization. The record is from RefSeq and is a predicted model, not a curated record.